Molecule: messenger RNA, 1653 nt
Organism: Camellia sinensis
Lineage: Eukaryota; Viridiplantae; Streptophyta; Magnoliopsida; Ericales; Theaceae
Source: RefSeq, a predicted model, not a curated record
AUGAAUAAGAGGAUUCGUACUCCUGUGAAGAGAAGAUUAGAAAUAAACGAUGAAGCCGGAAUAGGGGUGUCUAGGAAUUUUAAUUCUAUAGUUAUUGAAGCGGGGGGAUAUGAGGCAUUAACAUUUGAUGAACGAGAUGCAAGGAACCAGAUUCAAAAUGCUAGAAGAUUGAGGCUUGGGGUAGGAGACGCCGAAUCAGUUGCAUUUUAUUUUCAUAGGAUGCAACAAGAAAAUUCAAACUUCUAUUCUGCAAUUGACUUUGAUGUAGAUGGUCGCAUACGAAACUUGUUUUGGGCGGACACAAGAAGUAGGGCAGCUUAUAAAGCAUUUGGGGAUGUUGUCUCAUUUGACACCACCCAUCUCACAAACAAGUAUGAUAUGCUGUUUGCUCCGUUUGUAGGAGUUAAUCACCAUGAACAGUCAAUCUUGUUUUGUUGUGGGCUAUUAUCUAAUGAGAACAUGAACACAUUUGUUUGGCUAUUCAAAGAAUGGUUAAAUUGCAUGUCAGCCACUCCUCCAAAAGCUAUUAUAACUGACCAGUGCAGAGCCAUGAAAAAUGCCAUACAAAUUGUCUUCCCACAGGCUCGACAUCGUUGGUGUUUAUGGUAUGUAAUGAAGAAAAUACCUGAGAAAUUGAGAGGAUAUUCCCAAUAUGAAGCCAUCAAAUUCGCUUUACAAAAUGCAGUCUAUGAUUCUUUCAAAAAAGAUGAAUUUGAUGAGGAAUGGCAAAUGAUGAUUGAAAAGUUUAGCCUUCAUGACAACGAGUGGUUGGGGGUAUUAUAUGGUGAGCGACAUAGGUGGAUUCCUGCCUAUGUGAAAGAUAUAUUUUGGGCUGGCUUGUUAACUACACAGCGAAGUGAGAGCAUGAAUGCAUUUUUUGAUGGCUAUGUAAACUCAAAGACUACUUUAAAGCAAUUUGUUGAACAGUACGACAAUGUAUUGAGAAGUAAGGUGGAGAAGGAGACCAAAGCAGACUUCAAAUCUCGAAACAAAUUGUAUGAUUGCUUAACGGUGUAUGAGUUUGAGAAGCAAUUUCGUGCAGCCUACACAAAUGCGAAAUUUAAAGAAGUUCAAGUAGAAUUGAAGCGACUAUUGUAUUGUCAUGCGACUCUUGUGAAGGAGGACAGAUCCAUUUGUACUUAUCAUGUCAAGAAAGCUGUGCUUGUGGGUGACAAAGUGAAGAAAGUUGAAUUUGUUGUAUACUUUAAUUCAACUGAAUUUGAAAUGCAAUGUGUGUAUCGGUGGUUUGAGUUUAGGGGGAUCAUGUGUGCCCAUUCCCUUAGUGUGCUCAUUGAGAGGUGCAUAUAUGAGGUUCCAGAUAAGUACAUUAUGCCAAGAUGGAGAAAAGAUUUGGAAAGAGGGUACGCGUGCAUUCCAACGACAUACUCGAAAUCCGAGGCUGCCCUCAAUGCAAAGGUACAUGAUAACUACCACAAGACAUUGGAUGAAAUUAUAGAAGUUGCUUCCAACGAUGAUAGUAAACACAAAGCCAUUCAACUUGGGUUGAGAGACAUCAAGGAAAGAGUAAGAAAAGAUGAAUCUGGUUAUGCGAGUAAUAUGCCACCUGCUAGUAGUACUGUCCCACCUGCUAGUAGUAAUGUGCCACCUUCUAGUGCUACGUGCAAGGUGCUUAUUCCUUUGGUUGCUCACUGA